Brugia malayi is the source of this 918-nucleotide messenger RNA. RefSeq names its product Protein kinase domain containing protein (gene Bma-nekl-2). The record is from RefSeq and is a predicted model, not a curated record. Gene Ontology annotation, molecular function: ATP binding; protein kinase activity. NCBI's taxonomy places the organism in Eukaryota, Metazoa, Nematoda, Chromadorea, Rhabditida, Onchocercidae. The transcript is spliced from 7 exons. The coding region runs from base 1 to 918 and encodes 305 amino acids. Gene Ontology annotation, biological process: protein phosphorylation.
AUGGACGACUACGAGAAGAUCUCAGUAGUAGGACGUGGAGCUCAUGGUGUCUGUUGGCUUUGUCAGCGUAAAGAUGAUAUUUUUCGACAAAAAGUUAUCAUCAAAACAGUGGCAUUAGAGGGCCUCGCGCCAGAGGAACAGAACGCUAUCAUGGGCGAAGUAACGCUAUUGAAACGCCUUCAUCAUCCCCACAUUAUUGGAUAUUAUGAGUCUUUCAAGACAGAAAACGCUUUUUCGAUUGUUAUGCAGUAUGCUGAGGGUGGAACAAUGGAUAAAAUGAUUUCGGAACAAAAAGGAGUCAAAUUUAUUGAGAAUAUAGUGCUCAAUUAUUUCACACAAGUUGCUAUUGGACUUGAAUAUAUGCAUUCCAAGCAAAUACUUCAUAGAGAUUUGAAAACGCAAAAUAUUUUGUUAAAUAAAAAACGAACAAUUGUUAAAUUGAGUGAUUUCGGAAUUAGUAAAGAAUUAUCAACAAGAAGUUUAGCAUCAACAAUUAUUGGCACACCGAAUUAUCUUUCUCCAGAAAUCUGUGAAGGCAGAGCGUACAAUCAGAAAAGCGACUUAUGGGCUUUAGGCUGUGUGUUAUAUGAACUUGCUGAAUUAAAACGAGCAUUUGAUGGCGAAAAUUUACCAUCGAUCGUCAUGAAAAUUACAAAAGGAAAACAUAAUCCAAUCUCUGAACACUGGAGUGAUGGCUUGAAGAAGUUGGUUAAUUCUAUUCUGGAUGUUAAUGAAAACAAAAGGCCCCUUCUCAAAGAGAUUCUCACAUGCCCACUGAUCUUGCCGGUUUGUUUGGCAAUUAAUUUGGAUCUGGGUGCGCUGCCUUCUUCACCACCGAAAAAAACUCGCCAGAUUUCCUCUUCGAAUAGUAGCAUUUUACGCACACAGCCUAUAUCAGUCAAAGCUGUGGCUUAUUGA